AUGGACAAAAAAUCAGUCAAUAGUAAUGAAGUGAAUGAUAAAAAUCAAACACAAAGCACUGCAGAAAUUGGCAUAACAAAAAAAGAACCUGACAGUGUGUCAGGUGUAAAUACCACUGAUCUCAAAAAUGCAAGCUCCGUGAAGAACAUAGAGGAAACCAAGAAGGAAGAGCCAGAAGGAGGGGAAGCCAAGAAGGAAAAGUCAGAAGGAGAGGGAGCCAAGAAGGAAAAGCCAGAAGGAGGGGAAGCCAAGAAGGAAGAGCCAGAAGGAGGGGAAGCCAAGAAGGAAGAGCCAGAAGGAGGGGGAGCCAAGAAGGAAAAGUCAGAAGGAGAGGAAGCUAAGAAGGAAACGUCAGAAGGAGAGGAAGCCAAGAAGGAAAAGUCAGAAGGAGAGGAAGCCAAGAAGGAAAAGUCAGAAGGAGAGGAAGACAAGAAGGAAAAGACAGAAGCCAAGAAGGAAGAGGAAGCCAAGAAGGAAAAGUCAGAAGGAGGGGGAGCCAAGAAGGAAAAGUCAGAAGGAGGGGGAGCCAAGAAAGAAAAGACAGAAGGGGAGACAGCCAGAGGGAAAACUCAAUAUGAUCCUUCUGGUAUGAAGGAUGAGGCAGAAAGCAGUCACUUCUUCGCUUACCUUGUCUGUACAGCUGUGCUAGUUGCUGUACUUUACAUCGCUUACCACAACAAACGCAAGAUAAUUGCCUUUGUUGUAGAAGGAAAGAAAUCCAGAUCCACACGUCGACCUAAAUCCACAGAAUACCAGAAGCUGGAACAGCAAAUAUGACCCCAACUCUUUCUUCUGAAACCAUUGCCUCGAGCAGCUGAAAACACUGUGGUUUGUGUGAGAACAGGGCGAGUGGAUACUAGCGUUUUGUUGUGUUGUGAUUUGCACUUUUAGAUGCUUAUUGCAUGAUUAUGUAGAUGACCCUAUUGCCUUUAAUGAAUGGAUUAAUGACAUGCAGUGAAGGUAAGAUGAGCUUGCCUUUUUUGCACUUGUCAUUCAACUUUUGUGCUGACUCAGGAUAUUUCAGUAGCAGAUGAAAAUAUUAACCGUUUGGAUGCCAGUGUGUGAUCCCACUGUGUACAAUUUCUGUGAGGAUUUAUACUAUUUAGAUGUGUUAAAGUAAAAGCAUCAUAAUGGGAUUUCUGCUUGAGUCCACAACCAUAUGCUUUUGGCCAGUUGAAUGUAAUAGCAGCCUUUAUUUUGGAAUGAGAUGCAAGCAUACCUCACCAACUUUAACUUCUUGAAGGCUGAGGCUUUAAAAUGCUGAUCACAUAAUCGAUACUUAAAGUAUAGUUCAGCAUUUUGUGAAAUAUGCAUAUUUGUUUUUUUACUGAGGGUAAAAAAAAAGCUCAACAAUACUCAUCUGUCUGGUUAAUUUAACGUUAAGACUACAGUCAGCCAGUUAGCUUAGCCUAGCAUAAAAACUAUACUGUCUUUUCUCAGAUGGUAACAAAUUCGACUUUCCAGCACCUUUUAAAGCUCAUUUAUUAACAUCUUUUUAAUCCAUACAAUCCUUAAGAGUUAAAUGACAUGUUGCAGUUUGACAAGGAGCUGUGUGCUCCUUCUAAACUAAGCAAAGCUAACUGGAAGCUGGCUGUAGCUUCACAUUUAAUAUAUGACUUGAGAAUGGUAUUGAAAGUGAACAAAGAUACAGUAUCUCCCAAAAAGUGUAAAUAAUUGAGUGAAAGUUUAACUGCAGUCAGGGUAUUGGGUUCACAUGUAAAUGAUCCAUCUGACCAGACUAUGACAUGCAAAACAAUCUGUGUAGUGUAACUGCUAUUGUUAUGCUGAAUUAUGUGGAAGCUGCCAGUCUGCUUACUGUAUGGCUGCCCCACACCUCGGCAUCUUGUUAAUUUUUGUACCACUUGUUGCUUUUCAGUGGCAAUACUCUGAAAUGUUGUUUUAAACUAAGAAUAAUUUUGUGAGGUGAAACUUUCAGCUGUUGGCAGUGCACUUAUGGAAAAAUGUCUCUGGGGUAGGGUGACCACUAAAACAUUAGGUUUUAUCUGUACUCUAGAGUGGAUAUACGUGUUCAUGCAUACAUGUGCCAAAUGAUGAUUUUAAUGUGAUUCAGUGUGUCAUUUUUGUACUUUUCCUUUUUCUAAAUUAACUCUACCAGACCAUGGUCAUAAUAUAUGGAAACAUCUUUCUAUAACAAAAAGAAAAAUAGCUGUUUUUUGUUUUGUUUUGUUUUUUAUAAGCACCAGAAUGAGGUACAACCUAUCAUGAGUUAUUUCUUCUUACAGUCCGGUUCAAAGUAGUACUGGGGAUUUGAAGAUGUCUAAUGACCACAGAGCUAAGUAAAUAAGAAUAAUAAUAUUUUCUUGGUUGGGAAUGGCUCUCCAUACAAACAUCCUGCUGUCUUUCAAAUGUGUUUGCACUGAACCAGUUAAGAUGGAUGCUGAUUAUCAAAUAAAAGCUGCUUGUACUUUUUAACAAAGUGAGUUGGAUUCCUUAACAGGCCUCACAGUCACAUCUGGAGCCUGUCGCAUACAUGCCUAUAAUCAGUGGUACUGCUAUUAAUACAAAGUAAGUAAAACUACAAAUACAUCAAUGUAAAUAUAAUCCAGUACAGGUUUAAGUCCUGCAUUCAAAUUGUACAGAGUAUUAGCAAUAUAUACCCAAUUAUGAAUAAUGGGGUAGAAAAGAACCAAAAAAGCAAAUGAAUUUCAGAUUAAAACAUCUAACUUGUACCACUUUUGACAUAGACAGUCUUGUAGGAUUAUUUUUCUGCAGUUGUUUUUAUUAAAUAUUGGAUAAUCUGACCUCAAACUUCUCACUAUAGGCCAGUGACUUUUUUGAUAAGUGGUAGGCAAGAGCACUGGGAAACACUGGAUUAAUCAACUUUAAUGUACCAUCUUAUUCUGAAAAAUAAGAAGUCACGUUGUCAAAUAAAUAUAGCGGAGUAAAAAGAAUAUGUUCCUGAGAAACUGAGUGUAGUAAUAUGUUGUAUAAAAUUGAAAUGCUCGUCCUACCACAGUACAAUGCUUGAAUAAAUGUAUUUAGUUAAAUCCCAUCACUGCCCUUAAGAAACGAUGAGGAAAGAAAAUAAACCUUUGUUUCUUUCCAUGUCCAACCUGUAUUUUAUUAUUUCCACUGUACAUGGGCGGCCAAGUAGUACAC
Messenger RNA from Monopterus albus (swamp eel), 3120 nucleotides. It is a transcript of the gene tgoln2, whose product is annotated as trans-golgi network protein 2. The record is from RefSeq and is a predicted model, not a curated record. NCBI's taxonomy places the organism in Eukaryota, Metazoa, Chordata, Actinopteri, Synbranchiformes, Synbranchidae.